AUGGAAUUCUCAUCUCCUAAUGCUUCACCGCGAGCGGCGGCGGACCUGUCGCUUACGUUGGCGCCGGCGCGCGAUGACGCCAGGGUCGUGGGCGGCAAGAACGUGCGGCUAUACCCUUGCCUUUUCUGCGACAAGAUGUUCCUCAAGUCGCAGGCGCUCGGUGGCCACCAGAACGCGCACAAGAAGGAGAGAAGCGCCUGGAACCCCUACGUCUACGAUGGCCACUACGCCGCCACGACAUUUUCGGUCGUCGAGAGAGCCAACAUCGUCGCCGCCAUGUCCAUUCCCACGCUGUCACACGGCGGCAGCACCUUGCGCGCUGAUCCUGCCAGUGGCCACGAUGAGGAUGACAGCGACGACGCGCCAAGCUUUCGAGCUCAAAUGCAUUCCGCUCAGGUGAGCAUCAGCCGGGAGAUGAGCCCGGUGGCUGAUGGUACGCCCGCUGGCCGUGAUCGCACGAUCGACAUGCUCAACUGGGCCAGGGCCUCUCGUGCUCGUGCCCGUGCCCUAACUGCCUCCGCCUACAUGGACAGCUGCACGGCUGCCACGGUGCCCUCGGUUGGCGCCGGCGAGGAGGAGGAGCUCGACCUCGAGUUGAGACUCUAA
Phragmites australis (common reed) is the source of this 606-nucleotide messenger RNA. RefSeq lists its product as uncharacterized. Bases 1 to 606 code for a protein of 201 amino acids. The record is from RefSeq and is a predicted model, not a curated record. Lineage: Eukaryota; Viridiplantae; Streptophyta; Magnoliopsida; Poales; Poaceae. The transcript has a single exon. Gene Ontology annotation, molecular function: DNA-binding transcription factor activity.